AUGGAGGCCGAAGCUCUUGCAACCUUGAGAGAGAGCCUGCAGCUGAACACCGAGUUGAAGAAACGGUUCGACAGGUUGGGCGAGUUUGCAGACCGUGUUGAGCAUCUUCGUACUGCAAAGCUUGUCAACAAUGGCCAGAUCAUUGCGCUGAAAGAGCAGCUUGCGCAUUUUGAGAGCCGUCCCGAGAGCCUUCCCGUGCGAGUGCCUCGCAUUGUACCAGUGCCUCGCAUGGUGCACGCGGCCCCUACGAAUGAGUGGCAUCAUUUAGCACAGAUCCUGGACGACACUCACAACUCCCAGAAGGUUGCUGUUGUGGGGCGCUCGCGCGCUGAGGUCCUUGCUCAGCUAGAGUCUCGGCUCGGUAAGGCGAAAGCAGCAGUGCUUGCAAAGAGGCUGAGGGUGUACAAGAAGCUGAGCAAGGGGCCCCAUUCAAAGAUGCUGCAGCAGACCCCCUUCUUCUCGUGGGGUGGAGCGUACAGUGGGCAGGUGGACCGCCCGCACCUGCACCGCAACGACACAACAUCACGCAUGUCUGGCGCCUUGCACGCGCUGCAGCACACGGGUCUCUCUCCCUCUCUGGCGAAGCGGGCCAUCCUAGCAGACCCGCACCUGCACCUGCCCAUGUCUCUUUCCAAAGGGCGUGGAAAUGACAGCCCCCAACCAGCAAGUACCCCUUCGAACCAGCUGGAGCUGGCGGGUCGUGGCCUUGCAGCUCUGUCUGGCGCCAGUCCUCGCCUCAUUGCGCCUCUGCUUGCCAGCCGUGAAGGUUUCUGA
Klebsormidium nitens is the source of this 774-nucleotide messenger RNA. The record is from the annotation of a GenBank genome assembly. Lineage: Eukaryota; Viridiplantae; Streptophyta; Klebsormidiophyceae; Klebsormidiales; Klebsormidiaceae.